UUUAAGGUGGGGGCCGUGGUGGAAAGUUAUUAGCUUGAUGAAGAAAGAGAUCUUCCGGGAAAAUCAGUCAGCAGUGGCUAAUUCAAAAAAUGAUUCUGCAACUGAAACGAGUGUAAAUGCAACAGGUGGAAAUGCAGAGAUUCGACAAGAUAGAAAUAGUCGGCAAGGAAGUAUCAUUAUUGGGAUCGAUAAGGAAGAUGAUUCCCGCCGUUUUUCAAUGUUAUGGGACUCAUUCAAAGCGAGGAAAAGUAUCGGUGGAAAUAACUUGGCUUUGUUCGAAGAGCCAAGUGAACCUUUCAUUAGUUCCUACCUCAAAGGUUACACGACGCCAGGACCAUUAGAACGUGAAAAAAGCAAGCAUGCUAAGGCAGAACUUGGUGUUAUGCUAGGUGUUUAUUUACCAACAAUUCAGCAUAUCCUUGGUGUAACUAUGUUUAUACGCCUUUUUUGGAUGGUUGGUAUCGCUGGUAUCGCUCAAACCUUUUUUCUAUUGUUCAUCUGCUGCCUUUGUACGUUCUUGACCUGCAUAAGCUUAUCAGCUAUAGCAACAAAUGGCGUCGUAGAAAGUGGUGGUGCAUAUUUCAUGAUUUCGCGAAACCUUGGACCUGAAUUCGGCUCAGCUGUUGGCAUACUAUUUUAUUUAGCGAAUACUGUUGCUACAGCGAUGUAUCUUGUCGGUGGCGUCGAAAUAUUACUGCUUUACAUAUUUCCUGAUUUAACAAUCGGUGGUACAGAAGUUCAUUCAGACACGGGGCUGUUAGGUUGGAUGUCGCACAACUUGCGAUUUUACUCCACCAUUUUGUUGCUGCUGGAAUUUGCAAUUGUAGCAAUGGGAGUUAAAUUCGUCCAGCUCUUUGCGCCGAUAUCACUGUUUUGUGUUAUCCUAUCAAUCUUCGCUUGUUACGCUGGUGGAAUCGAAAAAACGAUCACAUCGUCUGAUGCACAGCAUGUGUGCAUGUUGGGCAAACAUUUACUACAAGCACGAGUUGUUCUACCUGGCGAUGCUCCGCUUUCUGAUAUUUGCAAUUAUUGUAAUGCUUCUGCGCCUGGGCCAUUAUUAAAUUAUUUUUGCCCAAAUGGCGAAUGCUCCGAAAUGUUUGUAAAAAAUGAAUUACGUUGCAUCAAUGGCUUUCCGGGAUUUGGAAGCAGCGCCUUUGUCGAUAAUUUGGGAUCGAAUUAUGUUGGCAAAAACGAAUAUCUGAAUGGAAGAUCAGCUGAUCGAAAUGUGGAAAUAUUCCAGGACGUUAAGACAACAUUUUUCAUGUUGCUUGCCAUUUAUUUCCCAGCAGUUACUGGAAUUCUGACCGGCGCUAACAUGAGCGGAGAUUUAAAGGAUCCGAAUUUCUCAAUCCCAGCAGGUACUAUUGCUGCUCAGCUGACGACAUCAUUCAUUUAUUUCUCGCUUGCUUUGGUUUUUGGUUCAACAAUUAAUGGCGCUGUAUUGCGAGACAAAUAUGGGCAAUCAUUACGUGGUGGCAUGAUUGUUGCCAAUUUAGCUUGGCCCACAGAAUGGGUUUUAUUGGCUGGAUCAUUCCUGUCGACAUUUGGUGCUGCUCUUCAGUGCCUCUGCAGUGCACCACGUCUCUUACAAUCAAUUGCUAAAGAUGACGUAAUACCAAUUUUGAAACCAUUCGCAAAAGUUACGUCCAAAAACGAACCAUUCAAAGGAUUGGUAAUAACGAUUAUAAUAGCGGAAUUAUCAAUACUAAUGGGCGCAAUGGAUCAUAUAGCUGCUGUGGUUGAUUUCUUCUUCCUGAUGUGUUACGCAUUUGUGAAUUUGAUCUGUGCAUUGCACUCACUUCUCGGUGCACCCAAUUGGAGACCACGAUUCAAAUUCUACCACUGGUCUUUAGCAUUACUUGGUGCAGGACUUUGCUUUUUCAUCAUGUUUAGCACCCACUGGGACUAUGCAAUUGUUUCAUGUGUGCUUUGUCUUGUUAUAUACAAAUAUGUCGAAUGGAAGGGUGCUAAGAAAGAAUGGGGCGAUGGAAUCCGUGGUUUAGCCUUGACAACAGCGCAAUAUUCAUUGAUGAAAAUUAAUGAGAAAGAUCCACAUCCGAAGAAUUUCCGACCGCAGUUACUGUUGCUUUUAUCAAUGCCUUGGUCCAAAGAACUUGUUGAUAUGCGCUAUUUGAAUUUGAUCAAUUUAGCAUCACAGCUUAAAGCUAGUCGUGGCUUAACCAUUGUUGUUGCAUUCAUACGUGGCAAUCCUCUAGUUAUCGAUGACAGGAAAAAAGCAGAAGAGGUCAAAGCACGAAUGGAAUUUGACAUGAAUCAAAUCAGGCUUCGUGGAUUUGCAAAAACAUUGGUGUACGGUGAGACACAGAUUGGAGGAAGUGUUUCAACGUUAAUUCAAAGUGUCGGAAUGGGUGGAUUACGACCUAAUACACUUCUGCUAAGUUGGCCUGUUCACACUCACGGCUCUUCACGUGAAGCUAUUGAUUCAGAAUAUCAUACAUUCACCGAUAAAUUGCAUGUUGGUGUUGCAACAGAUAUGUGCCUUGUUGUUGCCAAAGAUAUUGUUAAUUUCCCAGUUUCGGCUAUUCGCCUUGUUGGAACCAUUGACGUUUAUUGGAUUGUACAAGAUGGCGGUCUAUGUAUACUUAUCGCUUAUUUAUUGACUCAGAGCAAGGUGUGGCGGGGAUGCAAACUUCGAGUGAUAGCAAUUGCGCAGGAAAUGGAUAAUAACACAAAGCUGCAAGCAGAUCUUCAGAAAUAUGUUUAUCAGCUAAGGAUUGAUGCCAGAAUAAUGGUCAUCGAACUAUCAGACCCCAAAAUUUCAAAGAAUGCUUUCGAAAGGACACUUCUUAUGGAGGAGAGAACUCGAUAUAUGCAUGAAAUGCGUGAAAUAAAAGGAAAAUUGAGUAAAAUAUCGCCUUUGGUAUUGGCAGAAAUGAAGCAAAAUGGCAAGCUGAAUAGUGAUGAUAAUGAUACGGACAGUGAAACAAAGGGGAAGACUGAUGAUAAAAAUGAUGAUGAGGAUAAUGAGGAAACGCCGACAUCGUCGAAAGAAAAAGUAUCACCGCUAAAGAAAGUAGCAUCAUCGUCGGAAAAAAUGCCAUCAAAUCAUGAUGAAAAGCGAGUGACAAUAGCAGAAUCGAAGAAUGAAAUGGUAGGAGGUAAUGACAAAGAUGAUCGUGACAAAAAAUUCAGGAUGCUCGACAAAAAGAAAGUGCGCAAAAUGCACACAGCAGUUCGACUGAAUGAAUUGAUUCUUGCAAAUUCCGCCGACAGUCAACUAGUUUUGCUCAAUUUACCAAAGCCUCCGGUUGCCAAAGAAGGUCUUGAUGAUUACAUGCACUACCUUGAAGUACUGUCUGAUAAAAUUCCUCGUAUUUUAUUUAUACGAGGAACAGGCAAAGAAGUUAUCACAACAUAUUCUUGAUUCUUUACAUUUUUUUCCUUUGUUAUUACACAUUUAUUUAAAGUAAAAAAAAAUUUAUCCGACCUUCCUUUCGUCUCGAAAGGCGUAAAAAGACUCCAAAGAUAAUAGAUUCCAAGAAUAUACAAGU
Messenger RNA from Loa loa (African eye worm), 3512 nucleotides. RefSeq names its product amino acid permease. The record is from RefSeq and is a predicted model, not a curated record. The coding region runs from base 38 to 3385 and encodes 1115 amino acids. Lineage: Eukaryota; Metazoa; Nematoda; Chromadorea; Rhabditida; Onchocercidae. Gene Ontology annotation, molecular function: potassium:chloride symporter activity. Gene Ontology annotation, biological process: cell volume homeostasis; chemical synaptic transmission; chloride ion homeostasis. The transcript has 27 exons. Gene Ontology annotation, cellular component: membrane.